This is a messenger RNA of Penicillium roqueforti, 447 nucleotides long. RefSeq lists its product as uncharacterized. The transcript has a single exon. The record is from RefSeq and is a predicted model, not a curated record. Lineage: Eukaryota; Fungi; Ascomycota; Eurotiomycetes; Eurotiales; Aspergillaceae. Bases 1 to 447 code for a protein of 148 amino acids.
AUGGUUGAAGGUCUCACCCGGUACCAGAUCACGCCCCCGAGCGACGCCAUUGUCGUCCCCGACAGACAAUCCAUGAACGAUCUGGUCAAGCUGAAUCCGGAAACAAUUCUUCACGCCGAGAAUGGAGGCUAUUAUCUCAAGAACAUGGACGAAGAGGUCGUUGCCAUCGCUGGGGAUGACCUAUGCACAGAGUUCGACGCCGUGUUUGCCAGUAUUGAUGCUGAUGUCGUCGGUGACGGCUCUAGAUCUGGGGAUGAGGGAUCUGGAUCUCUGGGCGGGGCAAAUGUUACGAAGAGGAAUGAGGAUCUCGCGUUACCCGAACUGUAUGCAAAAUUUCUGCAGCCACCCCCGUUGCUUCCACUCUGCCACCUGUCUGAGCUACUCGUAUUGCCAUAUAUGCUCCUCAAGCAGCCGGAAAGUUUGUGUCUAGAGUGUAGUGUUAUUUGA